This is a messenger RNA of Adineta ricciae, 3576 nucleotides long. The record is from the annotation of a GenBank genome assembly. NCBI's taxonomy places the organism in Eukaryota, Metazoa, Rotifera, Eurotatoria, Adinetida, Adinetidae.
AUGGUUCAUAGUGACGCCAAUGAACAAGAAUUGAUAUCUUCAACAAUCAGUGAAGAUAGCCAUACACCGCUAUCGGAAACGGUGACUACAUUGGCUAGUAAUGUUUACAAAGAACUAGAGCGUAUUAUAAAAAAUUUUGGUGAAAAUAGCGUCAAAGAUCUGAUGCCUGUGAUGAUUUCAACGUUGGAAUCACUGGAUAAUGCACUGCAUGAACGUGAAGUUAGUAAACUCGAAAUGGAAUCAUUGAAAGAGCAAAAUGAACAAUUAUUUCAACAAUAUGAACGAGAGAAAGGUUUCCACAAAGAAUAUCAGCAACGUUACCUACAAAUUGAAGAUCAUCUGGAAGAGAUCAAACGAGAGAAUGAAGAGAAAUUACAAAGUCUUGAAUCGAUCGUGAAAAUCUUCGAAAUCAAAGCACGAAAUACAUCCGAUCACGUCGGUAGAUUGGAAGAAAAAGAAUCCGAUAUGAAACAAGAAUACAAGCGUUUACAUGAUCGAUAUUGUGAAUUAUUCAAAGCACAUUGUGACUACAUGGAACGAACGAAAAUUUUGUAUGGGACAGAUCGACUGGAUCAAUUAUCAAUUCAUUCGCCAUCUCGGGGAAAUCUUCAACUACCUCGUUCAUCGGAUGAAAAACGAUCACCUACACUUGAACCAUCAACAGAUGAGUUACCAUCAGGAAUACAAGAACCUAUUCAUGCUGUUACGGAUUUCCAUUCCAAAAGCGAAAUUGCUGAUGGUACACAUACACAAACCGAAUCAAUGGCAAGUAAUGAUGUCGCUGUCAAUACAGCUAAAUUAGCAAAGAUGUCCAUGAUUGACGAGAUAUCUUUCAAAGAAUUUGCAUCAGAGAUCUUCUCCAAAUUGCGAAGACUCAAUCUUCUACCGAAACCAUUCGAUGAACAGCAAUUCUGUGAUAUUGAAGAUGAAUUUGAACAUACAAAUAAUACGACAGGUGAUGAUCCGGCGAUUAGUGAUGAUGAUGACGAUAUAUCCAUUGAUGAUCCAAAGAACUUGGAAGCAUUCGACAAGGAAACUCGUAAUGAUAAUAUUGAUAUAUCAGAUGUCGAUGCUUCAGCUGAUCUAUUCGGUAUGACAAAGGAAGUAUCGAAUCUAAUUAAAGAAAAUAACGAACUUUUGGAAACAAAAAAUGCAUUGAAUGUCUUGAAAGAUGAUUUACUUGUUAAAAUUGAAGAACUGGCCAGUGAACAAGAGAUUCUUCGCGAAGAAGUGGAAUCGUUACAUACGGUCAAAAGUCGUUUACAAUCCAGAAACGUCGAAGUCGAAGAAGAACUUCGAAAACUACGUGAAGAACUCGAAAAGAAAAAGGAAGAAGAGGAGAAUGUACCGACGGCAGAUAGAAAGCGUUUCACUCGAAUGGAAAUGCAACGUGUGCUUCUCGAACGUAAUCAAUACAAACAACGCUUAUUUGAACUGGAAGAAGCUAUUCAUCGACAAGAUGCAUUGCGCGCAUCCAAACUUGAACAGAUGCAUUCUUCAACAAUCCAAACAUCGACCAAUGUUUCGCAAACUAAACCUUUGACGAUAAGCAAAGGGACACAAACGAGUACGCAUCAUCAUCAAACGACACAAGAUAUUUCUUCGUCUACGAACAAAGUAGUUCCGAGUGAAACUACAACUGCGUCAUCGACAUCGAAGUCCUUGUGGCGUAUGUUCAGUGAAGACUGGCUACCCACAACAAUGGUGCCUACGAAUAUUUUGGGCGUACCUGUUGCUGACAUACAGAGCGAUUUGAGAGAGGGUACAACGCAAAUAUCUGAGUUUUUUUCGGGUUUAUUCGGUACGAAUGCCAAAGAGUCGCCGAUGAAACGUUCGAAUCCCUCAACAUCUAUACAACGCAGUUUGACACAUGACCAGAUUGCACCGGUAUCAUUAACAAACGAAAACUAUUUGUCAGAGCAAUCAGUGGAUGAAAGUUCAUCAACUGCGAAACCAUCCCCAAUGAAACGUUCUGAUACCGAUGAAAACAAUCGCUUCGAAGCAUAUGGCUGGAGUAUUUCAUCAAAAAAUCAAGUUCAUUCGUCUGAUCAUGAUGGUAAACUUCAAGUUAAUGUGCCGAUGCCUAUCUAUUGCCGACCGAUAUUUAAUAUAAACGAUUCCACACAGAUUUGGUGUGCUGUUGGCAUUGAUAUGAGUGGAUUAACGUUAGACAGUGAAGCAACGUCCGUGGAUUCUGUAAACAAACAAUUGAUUGAGUCGUAUCAUCAAAUGGUAGACGAACAGUGUUUGAAAUUAUCGUCACUUGUAUGGAUAGCUGCGAAAGCAAAUGAUACAGCCAUGAUUACAAUCAUCGAUUCGAAUAAACCAGAGAAAAUUCUCGAUACAUUUACAUUAGGAAAUGCUAUUAUAUAUGCAAUGGGUAGUAUUCCAGGUUCAUCAACUUCAGAUUAUCUAUCAUUUGAUGAGUCAAAACUAAAUGAGAUAACAUCAAUAAGUGAUGUGAAGAUAACUUCGUGUACGACAGCAUCACUCGCUACGGGUGGAAAUCGUUCGAAUACUAUCGACAUAUCAGAAUCAGCUGUGGCUGAUACAUCUCAACAAAAUGUCGAUAUAGAUAAGACAAAGUACCCAACGGUCUGGCUAGGCUCAAGCGACGGAUGGCUUUACAUUCAUUCAAGUACUAGUGAGCAUCGAACUACGCUUGCAAAACUCUGGCUUCGACAUGCUAUUUACAGUAUUAUUCAUAUUCGUGGUCGUGUUUUUGUUACGCUAGCAAAUGAAAAAGUUGUUGUAUUUCAUCGUAAUACAGAUGGUACAUGGAAUUUGAAUAAUUUCCAUCUGAUCGUAACUGGUAAAAGCCGAGAGUCAGUACGAUGUGCUAUCAAUGUUGGAGAUUCCAUCUGGUGUGGUGUUGGAAAUCGUGUCUAUGUGAUCAAUGUUCAAACAUUAGAAAUUCAAAAACAAUUUGAAGUGCAUUCUCGUUCAGAACAUUCGGUUCAACACAUGACUUGGUCUGGUGAUGGCGUUUGGUUAUCCGUUCGUUUAUCUAGUACUUUGCAGUUGUAUCACGCACGUACAUACCAACAUUUACAAGAUGUUGACAUACAACCCUAUGUGGAAAAAAUGAUUGUUACGGAAAAAACAGGCCCAUAUUUUGUUCAUAUAAGUGCCUUGAAUAUCGCCUGCCGUCGUUUAUGGAUUGGUACUGGUAAUGGUAUCGUUAUUUCAGUUCCUUUAACGGAUAGUAUUACUCGAUCUUCUCAAUCGGCAGCGGUAAAACCUGGUUCAGUUGUUCGUAUUACUGACCAAACACCAUCUUCAAAUUAUGUUCCAUAUUGCAGCAUGAAUAAUGCUCAAUUAUCAUUCCACGGAUAUCGAGAUGCAGUGAAGUUUUUCGUUGCCGUUCCCGGACAAUCACCUUCGAAAUCACUUGUUCAUAAUGAGACCACAUCAGAAUCUCUGGCAACUGUUUCUUCUACAUCACCAUUCGGUGAUAUUCUCGUCGUUAGUGGUGGUGACGGUUACCUCGAUUUUCGUCCAAGUAGCAAUACUAUGACAGAGAACACCAAUCGAAAUGUAUCUUAUCUCAUUGUAUGGCAUAUGGGUUCAGCUUAA